Molecule: messenger RNA, 2517 nt
Organism: Ostrinia nubilalis (European corn borer)
Lineage: Eukaryota; Metazoa; Arthropoda; Insecta; Lepidoptera; Crambidae
Product: protein disabled-like
Exons: 10
Coding region: 1-2517 (838 amino acids)
Source: RefSeq, a predicted model, not a curated record
AUGUGUGUGGGCAAGUCGUUAUUUAGUCUCGUGGUGUGCCUGUUACAGGUGAGCCAGCCGGCCGCGGCGGCGCUCGGCUACGACGUAUUCACCGACCUAGACCCCCUCGGCACCGGCCGCAGUAAACCAUACGUUGACAAAAAACUCUUCUUUCAGGAGCUCAAAAAUCCGCCAAAGAAAGUGCUCAAAGACCUCGUUCCGACCGCUCAGAGUCAGACGCUCCUUACCGACACGGUGCCGGCCGCGGCCGAGCCCAGGCCCGAUUACGCGACCACUAUGACGUCGCUGUCGCGCCACUCGGGCGGCACGGUGUCGGUGGCGCGCGCGCCCGCGCUGUUCACAGGGCCCCUCUUCGCCGCCGACCCGUUCGCCGAGACCGACCCGUUCGACAACACCGACCCCUUCUCCGACUCGUUCAAGGACGACCCGUUCACGAGCGUGCAGGAGUUCCCGAAGGCGCGCGACGAGCCGCGCCGGGCCAGGGAGGGCCCGGGCGAGGGCUUCAACGGGCCGCUGCACGUGUCGCUGCCGCCCGAGCCCGCGCCCAAGUCGCCGCGUCUGCAGCGACAGGGCACAGAAUCAGGCUCAGUCCGUCAACGGCCGCAGCCUAGCAGCAAGUUAGCCGAGGGCGGGUCGCCGCCGCCGCCGCUGCCGCCCAAGAAGGAGCCCGCGCUGGCGCGCCCGCCGCCGCGUCCGCCGCACGACGACCCGCCCGACGUCGGCCCGCCGCUGCCGAGGCCCGCCAGGAAGAAGGAGCCUAUGCCAGCUUGGCCGCCGCCGCCCAAGAAGGAGCCCGCCCUGGCGCGCCCGCCGCCGCGCCCGCCGCACGACCAUGACGACCCGCCCGACGCCGGCCCGCCGCUGCCGAGGCCCGCCAGGAAGAAGGAACCAAUGCCAGCUUGGCCGCCGCUGCCGCCCAAGAAGGAGCUCGCCCGACCGUCCGCCCGCCCGAUGCCGGCCCGCCGCUGCCGAGGCCUGCCCAGGAAGAAGGAGCCUAUGCCAGCUUGGCCGCCGCCCAAGAAGGAGCCCGCCCUGGCGCGCCCGCCGCACGACCACGACGACCCGCCCGACGCCGGCCCGCCGCUGCCGAGGCCCGCCAGGAAGAAGGAGCCUAUGGCGGACCGCAGCACCAAGCCCCGCCUAUCAUCGGCAGCGACCAACAGCAGCGAAGACGAGUAUCUCACGCCGGCGCCACCGCCGCUGCCCACCGCGCGUCGCUUCGAUAUCACGCUCAGCCAGCUGCUUACUUGCACUGUGGACGAGCUGGCGCACCGGUUAAGAGUUCCUGCCACAACACUAUCUUCCAUGACUCUACCUCAGCUUACAGAGUACCUUAGGUCAUAUCUAGCAGCAGACAAUGAAAGAGCGCACAUCCACGUCGAGCCUUCCAUGAAAACGGAGAAAGAAAAACCAUUGUCAGCUAUGCCAACGACUAUUUUGCCGGAUAAGCCUUUAGUUACCGCCCCCUCAAUUAGCACUGACUUCAAACCGCAAUUCGAAGACAACUUCGCGCCUACGAGCGAGACAAGUGAUACAUUUGUAGCAAACUUCGACGAUUUCGACAAAAAAGCGAACCCCUCCUACGAUAGAUACGCGGCGUUUAGAGAAAUACAAGAGCAGGAACUCAAAGCUAAGUCUAUAUUAGAUCCUCUUGACAGCGUAGAAAUGGAAACUAAGCAAGAUUCCGAUGAAAAAGAGGAGCUGACCGCAAUAAAUGAUAUAAUGCGAGCAAACGAGGAGCGUAAAAUCGAAGCGAAAGAAACGUCACGAAGUCCUUUGAAAACGCUCGACGAGUUGACGCUGGACUCCUUCAAUAUGUUUAGAACCUCUGUCAGUCCGAAACCGUCACAGAUUGACGCCAAAAUAGAGGACAUCAAAUCUGUGAUGAAGACUUUGCAAAUAGAGAAACAGAGGCGGAGCGUAUCGCCGCGCGACAACGGCAACGUAGACGUGAAGCAAGAGGAUACCAACGACAGAUACGCAGCACUGAGGGAGAUCACGAUAACGGAGCCGGCGGAUGAAUUCGAGUCUCUGCCUCCGGAACUGCCAAAAGAGCGGAAAAAGUCGGACGAGAAGUCAGAUGGUUUCGACAAUUCGGACUUCUUCGACUGUAUAGACAAUAGCUCGCUCUCUUUCUCGCACGUGGAAGACGCGUUUAGGAAGAGUCCGGUGGUGAAAGAGAGGGAGGUAGAGAAAAAACCGGAGAUUCCGAAGGAGGUUUCAGUGGAGUUAGCGCCGGUAAGAGACCUGCAACCGCCUGCAAGACUGUCUACGGGCUCCAUUAGCGAUGUGCCUAGCGGCUCAUCUCCUGAUACUAAAGAGAAAUGCGUAGGCGUUUGCGGCGUGGGCGUAGGAGGCGGCGUGGGCGUGGGCCCGGGCGUAGUAGGUGCCGGCCGCUGGGCCGUGCUGGCGGGAGCGUCGCCGUGCUCCUCGGAUUCACGCGAUUCCGAACCUCGCGCGCGUCGACGUCGCGGGACACCGCCUAAAAACCACAACGUCGCUAACGAGCACACCUAA